Molecule: messenger RNA, 2504 nt
Organism: Notolabrus celidotus (New Zealand spotty)
Lineage: Eukaryota; Metazoa; Chordata; Actinopteri; Labriformes; Labridae
Product: extracellular calcium-sensing receptor-like
Exons: 6
Coding region: 1-2358 (785 amino acids)
Biological process (GO): G protein-coupled receptor signaling pathway
Cellular component (GO): membrane
Molecular function (GO): G protein-coupled receptor activity
Source: RefSeq, a predicted model, not a curated record
AUGAACGAGAUUAGGUUGAAUGACAGAGAACUGAAGUUUGCCCGUACAUUGAUGUUUACUGUGGAGGAGAUCAACAGAAAUACAGAGCUCCUUCCUGGAGCAAGUCUGGGCUACAGACUGUAUAACGGCUGUGGGAGUGAAAACCUGAUACGAGCAGCUGUAGAAGCAGUGACCAGAGAGGACUCAAAUGGCUGCGAUGGUCAGAUACAGGCUCUCUUGGGUCAUUCAUCUUCUGGAAUAAGUGAAGACAUAAACUUCAUACUAAGCCCUCUAUCUAUUCCACAGGUGAGCCAUCUUUCAACCUGUGCUUGUUUGAGUGAUAAAAGAAUAUACCCAACAUUCUUCAGAACUGUGCCAAGUGACCGUUUCCAAAUCCUCGCUCUGGUGCAGCUUAUGAAAUACUUUAACUGGCGCUGGGUGGGGGUUAUUUUCUCUGCAGGUUUGUACGCUGAGAAAGGGACAGCUGAAUUCACCAAGGAAGCAAAGAAAGAGGGUAUAUGUAUUGAAUACUCCUUGCGUUACAUUAAGAGCUCUACCACAAUAAUAGAGACCACAGUAAAGACACUGAAUAAUUCCUCGUCAAAGGUGGUCCUGUUGUUUAUGUCCUUUUUCUACGUGAAAUUGUUCUUGUCAAAAAUGGAAAACUAUAACGUUUCUGGGAAGCAGUGGGUUGGCAGUGAGUCUUGGAUCAUGCAAGAACACCUGGCCUCUGUUGAGAGGAAGAGCAUUUUACAAGGGGUGAUGGGCUUUGCCCUCCCUGAGGCGACUAUACCAGGUCUUGGUGAUUUCUUACUCAGCUUGAAACCUUCUGAUGAGCCACAGAGUGACAUACUGAAAGCUUUCUGGGAGCAGUACUUUGGCUGCAGUUUUUCUCCAUCUAAUGCCUCUACCCUAUGCACUGGCACAGAGGAUCUAAGAACAGUCUCUAGUGACUACACAGACGUGACACAAUUCAGACCUGAGAAUAAUGUGUACAAAGCUGUGUACUUGGUGGCAUAUGCCCUCCAUGCACUGCUGCAGUGUAGAAAUGGUUCAAACCCCACCACGGGAAAGCCAUGUGUGAAUAAAAAACAAGUUCAGCCCAAGCUGGUGUUGGAACACAUUGAACAUGUCAACUUUACAACACCAAAUGGAGCCAAGGUUUCCUUUGAUGAAAAUGGAGACUCAGUCGCCCAGUAUGACUUAGUGAACUGGCAGAUGAAAGACGAUGGCUCGGUUGAGAUUGUACCUAUCGGGCAAUAUGAUACCUCUUUUCCAGAGGGUAAAAAGUUUAAGCUCAAAGACAACAACAAAAUAAUCUGGGGAGGAGACAACAAAAAGGUGCCAAGGGCUGUCUGUAAAGAACCAUGCCCACCAGGGACUCGUAAAGCCAUAAACAAGCUAAAGCCAGUGUGCUGCUUUGACUGCUUUGAGUGCCCUGAGGGAACAAUGAGUAAUCAAACAAAUUCUCCAGAGUGUUUAAUCUGUCCGCUUGAGUUCUGGCCGAAUGAAAACAAAGAUCAGUGUCUCCCAAAACCCACUGAAUACCUGUCAUACAAAGAGAUCAUGGGGACCCUUUUAACAGUAUUUGGCUGUCUUGGCGUAUUUUUGUCUCUUCUGACGUCCAUCAUUUUUUUGACUCACAAAGAGACCCCCAUUGUAAAAGCCAACAACUCUGAGCUCAGCUUCCUGUUGUUAUUCUCACUGAAGCUGUGCUUCCUGUGUUCUCUAACCUUCAUCGGCCGGCCCUCUGAGUGGUCCUGCAUGCUGAGACACACAGCAUUUGGGAUCACCUUUGUCCUCUGUAUCUCCUGUGUUCUGGGGAAAACUAUAGUUGUUUUAAUGGCCUUCAGAGCUACGCUUCCAGGGAGUAGUGUCAUGAAAUGGUUUGGUCCCACACAGCAGAGACUCAGCGUUCUGACUUUCACCCUCAUUCAGGUUCUGAUUUGUGUCCUCUGGCUCACAAUUAACCCUCCAUUCCCCAAGAAGAACAUGAAGUACUAUAAGGAAAAGAUCAUCUUGGAGUGUGCCCUGGGUUCAGCUGUUGGAUUCUGGGCUGUAUUGAGUUAUAUUGGACUUCUUGCUCUCUUGUGUUUUGUACUUGCUUUCCUUGCUAGGAAGCUUCCAGACAGCUUCAAUGAGGCCAAACUGAUCACGUUCAGCAUGCUGAUAUUCUGUGCAGUAUGGAUCACGUUCAUCCCAGCGUAUGUCAGCUCUCCUGGGAAGUUCACUGUAGCUGUGGAGAUAUUUGCUAUUCUGGCCUCCAGCUUUGGUUUGCUUUUCUGCAUUUUUGUACCAAAAUGCUACAUAAUAAUCUUUAGGCCAGAAAGAAACUGUAAAAAGCAUUUGAUGGGGAAAAUACCACCAAGAACUCUUUAGUCUGUGUUGUUAGUGACCUCCAAACUCAAUGGCUUUGUAGGAGGACAGUUUUAUUAAAUGUUCUGUCACAUGUAAAAUGUCGAAACAAAAGAUGUACUUUUACCUUUUACUUGUUGUGUCAUGCUAAAUAAACUGAAUACACUGAC